AUGUCCAAGAAGCUCAUCUUUCUGAUGGGAGCUCCGUCAGGCAUGCUCGAGUGGGAUAACAUUGAGCUUCUAAACACGGCUGUCCCACCUUUCAAUGGUGCGGAUGUGUCUGGCAACAGGCAUGGCGCCUCUCCAGAUACUCAGCCUGUGAGAUGGAGGCUAUUGACGAAUCGAGAAACACUGCAGUGGACAUAUGGCUCUGACAACUAUGUCGAUACCAAAAAGACACUCUUCCUGACUACCCAAGAUCUCCUGUCAACAUACCCCGAUGUCGCAGGAGAGGAAGUUCUCUCGCAGUUUUACGACCAUUCCCUCUCCAUCCACGAAACGAGUCUCAUAUCAGUCUCCGAUUCAGGCAACAUUGGCUCCAUUGAAGAGAGCAGUUCGUUGACAGAAAGCAUCGAGUUUUCUGUUCAAACCGAACGCGAAGGCCAACAGGCUCGGGAAACAACCCUUCUCUCCAUUCCGGGUCCUCUGAGCAACCUCGAGGAUAUCCCAAACGCUGCGUACCUGCGCUCGAUCGUGCCUCAAACCAUGACGGUAAACCUCGUUGUUGGUAUUCUCGGGGUGAACCCACCGCGCCGGGUCAGGACACGACAAGCAAAAUGGGACAUGCAGAUAGUUGAACUCAUCGUUGGCGACGAGACCAGGACUGGAUUUGGAGUGACAUUCUGGCUCCCCGCAACAGAAGAUGGGUUGGAGGAGGACGAGCUGGGGCAGAAGCUGGCUGGCCUAAGACCACGAGACAUCAUCCUUCUUCGAUCAGUUGGUCUCAGUUCAUUCCGCGAGCGGGUUUACGGGCAGAGCCUGAGGAAAGGCCUGACCAAGGUCGAUCUUUUACAUCGACAGCCCAUUGAUGCGACCGAUCCGGGUGGCCUGUACUCCUCCAAAGCCAUCAACGCCGCCAGCAACGACAAUGCGCUGCUGAUGAAGGCGCAGCGUGUGCGGGAAUGGAUGAUCAGCUAUGUCGGGCUCCGGCCGCAUGGGGUAGGCGGUGAGGCCGCCCAACCCCAGCUGAGACACUUGCCACCUGACACGCAAUAA
Molecule: messenger RNA, 1044 nt
Organism: Rasamsonia emersonii CBS 393.64
Lineage: Eukaryota; Fungi; Ascomycota; Eurotiomycetes; Eurotiales; Trichocomaceae
Exons: 1
Coding region: 1-1044 (347 amino acids)
Source: RefSeq, a predicted model, not a curated record